This is a messenger RNA of Dendrobium catenatum, 671 nucleotides long. RefSeq names its product peptidyl-prolyl cis-trans isomerase FKBP12. The coding region runs from base 68 to 406 and encodes 112 amino acids. The transcript has 5 exons. NCBI's taxonomy places the organism in Eukaryota, Viridiplantae, Streptophyta, Magnoliopsida, Asparagales, Orchidaceae. The record is from RefSeq and is a predicted model, not a curated record. Gene Ontology annotation, molecular function: peptidyl-prolyl cis-trans isomerase activity.
UAUUAUCUGCCCUGAAGUCGACCGGUUUGGUUGGGGUCGACGCGGCGCGACCAAGAAAAAAGUAGGGAUGGGAGUGCAGAAGGAGAUUCUGAAGACCGGCAAUGGAACCAAGCCUGUCCGCGGCCAAAACGUCACCGUCCACUGUACUGGCUUUGGUAAGGAUGGUGAUCUAUCAAAAAAGUUUUGGAGUACCAAAGAUCCCGGACAACAACCAUUCACAUUUAAGAUAGGCUUGGGUUCUGUUAUCAAAGGAUGGGAUGAAGGUGUUAUGGGCAUGGAAGUUGGUGAAAUUGCACGUCUCCAGUGCUCUCCAGAUUAUGCUUAUGGAGCUAAUGGAUUUCCAGCAUGGGGAAUUCAACCUAACUCUGUUUUGGUAUUUGAAAUUGAAGUCCUUGGUGCCCAGUAGUACUGAUAGAAUUCUGCUAUUUCAACUGGAAGUAUUAUGACUGUCUUUUUGUUUUACACGCUUGUAACUGAUAUUUAAGCUGGAUCUAAUGGCAGUCACCUGAUGGUGCAUUACUGGAGGCUUUGAUUUACCUUACACAAAUAUUUUCAAACCUUAGGCAGUAACUUUUUUUAUAUUUGUUGGAGGCUUCUUAUUUCAAUCCAUGCUUUUUUAAAUUGUAUGCAGAAUGCUUUAAGUUGUGAUAACCAGUAUGGUCUUCCAAUGA